This is a messenger RNA of Suillus plorans, 1473 nucleotides long. RefSeq lists its product as uncharacterized. Lineage: Eukaryota; Fungi; Basidiomycota; Agaricomycetes; Boletales; Suillaceae. The transcript has 9 exons. Bases 1 to 1473 code for a protein of 490 amino acids. The record is from RefSeq and is a predicted model, not a curated record.
AUGCCAAACCAGAACAAGCCACUGCCACCAUUGGAUGAGAUUGCCCCUCACAUACUGCGAUUCUGGAAGGCCCGCCUCACUGACAAGGCGAUUGUAAAGGAACUACAGAAGGUCAUUGAUACUGACCGCUAUGGAAUUGGAAUUACCAAGUUAAAGGAGAUUCGAUCUGAUAUGGGGCUUAAACGUGCAUGGCAGCAAGGUCAUUCAGUUGAAACCAUUCACGAUGUCAUGGUUGAUCUUCGACGAAUAUACCCAAAUGCGGGAUCACGAGAAAUGAUCAGCUUGUUGUUUCACGAGAGGGAUAUGGCUGUUCCGAGAAGGAUCAUGAAGUCGUACUUUGCCACCUAUGAACCUGACCUGGUUCGCCAGCGCAAAGCAAGACGCCUUCGCCGAAAGCGAUUCUGGGCUGCCGGUGUCAACGAUCUAUUUGCUGUUGAUCAGCAUGACAAGUGGCUCCGGUUCGGUCUCGCUCUGCAUACUGGAAUCGAGCCCUUUUCUGGGCGUAUUAUGUGGAUGUGUGUAUGGCACUCUAACAGGAACCCUCAGCUUAUCUUGUCUUAUUACCUUGACACCCUCACAGAGCUCGGACAUAUGCCUUUGGUUACUCAGAGUGAUCUUGGCACUGAGAACUUUGGGAUUGCCAAUGCACACACCUUGCUGCGUCAGUGGCAUGAUCCCGCAUUGCAGGGGACACUCCAACACCGUUGGAUGCGGACAAAGAAGAAUGUAAUGCCGGAGAUAACGUGGUCUCAGCUUCGGCGCCGCUUCACACCUGGUUUCGAGAAUCUUUUGGAUACUGGAUAUGGUUUUCGCUGGGUUUUUAUACCCUGGUUGCAGACGGAGUUGGAUGCAUAUAAGGAUUGUGUCAACAACACUGCAAAAAGGCGUGAUCGUAAUAAGGUGUUACCACAUGGGAUUCCGGACAUAAUAUAUAAUUCGCCUGAAGACUUCGGAGCACUUGAUUUCAAGAUUGGCAUCGCACCAGGUGCCAUUGAACAUAUUCGUCGUGUCAUGAUCAAUUCUUCUCAUACAGUAUUUGACCUCGUACCACCCACUCUUGGUCAUCACCUUGCUUCUUGCUACACCCACUUGGGGUGUCCCGUCAUCACUCGUGACUCCGUGUGGGCAGUAUAUUUGAAUAUGCUCAAUGCUAUCCAGCUCAGUGACGAUUUACCAACUGAAAUCAUGUCUGCCACAGAAUCUGUCACAGAUGAUGACGAACUGCCUUUGCUCGAUAAUCAUGAAGACUUGCCAUUCCAGGACGACGACAGUGGUUUCUAUUACAUGGGAGGGGUCCGUGGGGGGCGUGGUUUAGAUGUUUCUCAUCACGCGCAGCUGGACACUUUACUAGCGGAUGACAAACCUGAUGUCCGACAUGCUGCCAGUGACGCAGUUUCUGAUGACGAUUUUAACGGUGUAAUUGUUUGGGAGUUCACAGAUGACGAAGUGGAUAAUGAUGGAGACGAGUGGUGA